AAUAAUAAUUUGCAAUUGCAAUACAAUUCGUUUGUGAAUCUGUGAAUUCUGUGAUAAAAAAUAAGAAUUAAAAUCUUCUUGGGUUGGUUGUUGGUGAUAAGUCGUGAUAAAAUACUUUCAUUAAUCUUUUUAUUCAGAAGUGAUUGAAAUCUGCUUUUCAAGAAUCCAAGAUGCCUCGUUACCAUAAGGUAGAAAUUAAUAAAACAGAAUGGAUUGUCCCAGAAAGAUAUCAAAUGCUUACACCUGUAGGCUCAGGUGCUUACGGACAAGUUUGUUCCGCGAUCGAUACUCUGCAUAAUAUGAAAGUGGCAAUUAAGAAAUUGGCGAGACCGUUUCAGUCUGCUGUGCAUGCCAAGCGCACUUAUCGCGAACUGAGAAUGUUGAAGCAUAUGAACCAUGAGAAUGUUAUCGGUCUGCUGGAUGUGUUCAGCCCCGAAAAGACCUUGGAAGAGUUUCAGCAAGUGUACCUAGUAACACAUUUGAUGGGGGCUGAUUUAAAUAAUAUUGUUCGUACUCAAAAACUGUCUGAUGACCAUGUUCAAUUUCUGGUCUAUCAAAUUCUCCGUGGUCUUAAAUAUAUUCACUCAGCAGGAAUCAUUCACAGGGAUCUAAAACCUUCUAACAUUGCUGUCAAUGAGGACUGUGAAUUGAAAAUCUUAGAUUUUGGUCUAGCCAGACCAACUGAAACAGAGAUGACUGGCUAUGUAGCGACAAGGUGGUACCGAGCUCCUGAGAUUAUGCUGAACUGGAUGCAUUACAACCAGACUGUUGAUAUUUGGUCUGUAGGCUGCAUUAUGGCUGAAUUAUUGACUGGCAGAACUUUGUUCCCUGGUUCAGACCAUAUUGAUCACCUCACAAGAAUAUUGUUUCUGUGUGGAAGACCUGAUCAAGAGACAAUUGACAAAAUAAUUAGCGAAGAGGCUAGGAACUACAUUCAGUCGUUGCCUGCCCUGAAGAGACGUGACUUCCGUGAGGUGUUCCGUGGUGCGAACCCUCUCGCCGUCAACUUGCUAGAACUCAUGCUGGAGUUAGAUGCUGACAAGCGUAUAACAGCGGAACAGGCGCUGGCACACGAGUACUUAGCGCAGUAUGCUGACCCAGACGACGAGCCAGUGUCGGCGCCAUACGAUCAGAGCUUUGAGGAUAUGGAGCUCCCCGUUGACAAGUGGAAAGAGCUGGUGUGGAAAGAAGUGGUGGAUUUCAAGCCUCACCCUCAACACAUGAAUACAGUGGUAGAAGUGACUCCUUCGUAAAGUCAAAUACUCUGUACCUUUAGUACGAGUUUGCUUUACGUAUAAAAUAAUCGAAACGAGAGCGCGUUCAGCUGAUUGGUUGGUUUAUUCGAGCCGACCAAUCAGAGCGCCAAACGCGCUCUCGUUUCGAUUACAUUAAACGUUACGCAAACUCAUACUAAGGGUACUCUAUAUUAGUUACCACAGAUCUAUGUGAACCUUGUUGCAACGCCGGCUACAUCUUAUAAGCUAGUAAAACCAGGGUAAAUUAUUUCAAAUUAUGUACUUUUUACUUGUAUUUUUUAGCGCUAAUGUAGACAGACUGAGACCUUUCUUCUUAUUUAAAUGUCAGCUGUUGUAAGUCUAGCUUAUUGCUAGAAAACUCUUAUAAUUCCUUGGGACAAUAAUCAGGGAUAUAGGACAAUUAUUAGAUGAUAGACUACAAAUCAUGUUACUAUUCCUAAAAGGGGUAUACAGAGGCGCACGUUCACUUUUGAAUCAUAUUUGGCAUAGCACAUAAACAUGGAAAUAUGUGACAAUAAAUCAUCUUAUAAAGUAAUUUUCAUAAGUAUAAAGUGUAUACUAGAGUUAUUUUUAUGUCAAACUAUAUUAUGUGCUGUUUCGUGUUUGAACAAUUCUCAGCUUGAUGAUCAAACACGAACGCUGCCUUUGUAAAAUACUUUAAUCCAGUAAAUUAAGACAGCAGCCCCUAUCUAUUAAUUUUAAUUGUUAAUCCUAAGAUUCCAUAAAAGUAUAAACUUAAGAUUUUGUCCAGUACAAAGCAGCUCUGUAGUAAGCUCAUCGAUAUUUUGUCACCUUGUCUGUCUGUCUACUGCGUUUUAUGUAAUCUUCAUUUACCCCUAUAUUCUGUAAGUUCAAUAACAAAAGCAUAAGUAAAUCUAACAUUAUUGUUAAGAUUUUAAAAAUUAUACAUUAAUUUGUAUCGAUAUUUUCGUUAGUAACAACGAUUAUGGUCAGAUAGUUUGUUUAUAUAUUAUGUAAUUGGUUUUAUCUUUAGGCGAUAAGUAAUAUAUGCACAAAAUUGAGAAAAUAAUAUAUUUUAUAAUAUUACUGGUUUGGCCACAACCUUUUGGCAUUUAAUGCCUCUAUGUGAAAUAGUUAUUGAUGUUGGGAUGUUGGUAUAGAGACAAUAUAUGGUUUUGUUUUAUUAUUGAAGAAGUACAAUGUGAACUUGAAAAUAUUAUGUGUGUAUCUGUCAGGCACUGCACACCAGUUAUAAGUUUUAAAUCAUCAUUUGUUGUGUGUGUUUCACCAAGUCUUUCGUAGAUUUUCGAAAGUUUCAUUUCAUCACCUUAUCAAUUUUGCACAGUCUUUCCUAGUCCUAAAUACCUAUUUGUGCUCCCUAAAUACAAGUUUAUGUACCGAUGCCCAACAUUAAAAUGAUAAUAGUUUGUAUAGUGACUAACAAUUACAUGUUUACAACAUGUAAUUGUUUACAACAUGUAAUUGUUAGUCACCUGUUCAAAACAUCAAUAAUAAAGCCUUUGAAAUUGUAGUGAUAAUAAGAGCAAUAUAUUUUAUUAUAUGUAAGAAAUUUAAAUAGAUAUGCAUUCUAUUUGUAAGUAAAAUGCUUUUGUAAUUGUUGCCUUGCAUUCUGCGUCAUCCGUAGUCAGUACAGUGUUACCCAUUACUAAUUGGCUUUAUACGCUGGUGCUAACUAAUUUGCUGCUAAUAAUAAUUAGUUAGAAAUAAGGUCUAAAUAGAAAAUGAAGAUUUUUAUAGAUGAAAAUCUAAUUCACAUGCUUCAGAAAGAACAGUUAUAAUAAUAUAAUUAUACCUAUGUACAAUUUUUGUUGUCCAUAUUUUGAUGACUUGACUAGCCGUCCAUCAAGGUGUUUUUUAUUUUUGCUCAGUUUUACACUACACUUGUAGAAAUGUUUACUUUAUAAAAGUAGGCUUGUGGGAUUUGAGGAGGGUUCUAAGAAACAACAUGAAAUAUAGUUGCCAUUUUUGUACUGCCACUGAUGAAUUGAUAUAUGGCCUACAUUGUAAGUGAAGAUGAUGAGAACUUCAUCACGAGAACUAUUGUUGUGCUAGGUACAACAUUAUAUUGGUCAUGAUUUAGCUAUCACGUUUUUUUUUAGCUUUCUUAGACCAUAAUUAUAUUUAUGUAAUAUCAAGUGUACUAGGUGCAGCAAAAUGUAGUAAUAUUGCUAUUUUAAGAUAUAAUCUUAUAUUUUAAUACAGACUAUGUCAACAAUUUGUAAGUAUUACACAACAUAGAAUAUGUAUUUUGUUGAAUUCUAAGAGUAAAAUGGAAUAAUUAA
This is a messenger RNA of Spodoptera frugiperda (fall armyworm), 3520 nucleotides long. RefSeq names its product mitogen-activated protein kinase p38b (gene P38mapk). Gene Ontology annotation, molecular function: MAP kinase activity; ATP binding. The record is from RefSeq and is a predicted model, not a curated record. Bases 171 to 1253 code for a protein of 360 amino acids. Gene Ontology annotation, biological process: intracellular signal transduction; protein phosphorylation. Gene Ontology annotation, cellular component: cytoplasm; nucleus. The transcript has 9 exons. Lineage: Eukaryota; Metazoa; Arthropoda; Insecta; Lepidoptera; Noctuidae.